Trichobilharzia regenti is the source of this 2571-nucleotide messenger RNA. NCBI's taxonomy places the organism in Eukaryota, Metazoa, Platyhelminthes, Trematoda, Strigeidida, Schistosomatidae. The record is from the annotation of a GenBank genome assembly.
AUGCCUAAUUUAAAAGGAUCGAUAGAGAAUUUACGUCGUCAGUUACGUGCCUUACGAUUUAAUUAUGAAGUCAAUUUUCAAGGGAUGAUAUUGGGACAAUCAUCUGCAUUUGUAGAAUUUUAUCGACAUUUAUUAUGUGAUUACAAUACUCAUCUUACUAGUCAUUUAGUUGAACGUGGAUUUGGAGUGCUUGGCACAAGUGACAAUAAAUUUAUGGAGGUAUUUUAUCGUAUACUUCGUGAUGUAAUCAGCUAUCGUUCACCGAUUACUAUAGCACAAUUUUUUAUGAAUAAUUUUGCUGAACGUAAAAUAGAAAUGGCUACAACUGUUGCCCUACUUAUAGGCUCAUUAAUUAAACGUUCAUUCACUACCACUACCACCAGUAGUACUAGUAAUCGAGGCAAAACAUCUUCAUUACAAACUAAUCAUCGGCUUCUAUCAUCAUCAUCUAAAUCGAAUUAUCAGUCUACUGUUACCACUACUUUUAAUACUCCUCAAAUACCCUUGAUACUUCCUACAACUAUAUACAAUCGAUCAGUUGUUGAAAAGAAUGUUGACAUUACACCUAUUCUAUCUACAAAUCAUAUUAUACAUUCCAAUGAUUCCAAAGAUUAUACAAUCUAUGGUGACUUACCGAAUCAUGAAAAUGAACAAGCUAAGGAGAAUGGUGAAAAAUCUGCUCUGUCUGAAUUUUUUCCACAAGAAUCUAUUAAUCGCUAUGAUUUAAUGAAUCGACCGAAUGUGAAAAUAACAAGUUUAUCAAAGACAGGUUCUUCAUACGGUGAUACUAAUACCCGUGAUGAAUGUGAUCAUCAACUGCCUACCUCUACACUGAAAAGUAUGAAUGAUCAAUGCCAACAUUCAUAUCAUCAGAAUCAGCAUCAGCCUCAUUUAAGUAUUUCUGAAAAUAACAAUCUCUAUACUACUAAUAAAUGUGCAAAAUUAUCUAAUCACAAGUGUACACAGCCAAGUGCUACCACGACUGUCCCUGGUGUCCCUGUUGGUGCUAGAAGUAGAAGUAUCAGUAACAAUAGAACCAAUCACACAUCCGCAUUUCCGUCUACAAAAUUAUCCUUUAAUAAUAAUGAUUUACUGCAUCAUUCAAAACAAUUUAUUAAGAAAGAUUAUACUCAUGGAUUAUCUAGUGCAGCGACGUCAACUGGUGCCACGAUAACACCAACGUCUACAUUACUUCCAAAGCAUCCUAAUAGUCAAUCAAUAAAUCAUUAUAAUCCGUCUAAUGAAUCUUCUACUUACAUUAAUCCUGAAAGUAUUCAUAAUAUAAUUAAUUCAUUAGAUCAGCUGUCUGAUAAAGUUGAUUGUAUGCUAGAACGUAUGAAUAAAUUAGAGGAUAAAUUAACAAAUGUUGAUAUAGACUGUAACACGUAUAAUCGAUCAAAAACUUAUGAUGAUAGCGGAGCAGGGGGAAGGCCUACAUAUGAUAUAAAUCGACGUAACUUGAAUCUAGGUGAUUUGCAUAGUUCAGAUAAUAUUGUUGAGUGUGAUAGUGUAUUUCCAAAUAGAAAAGGUGAACAGAAGAAUCCUCUGCCUAUAAUUAAUAUACCUAAUUCAUUGUCUGCCACACCAGUUACCUCUAUAUUGGAGAAUACAUUGAAUGAAGCUCAAUGGACAAGUACAAUUGGUAGAGCAACUACAGUUUCAUUGAUGACAACAACAACAGCUACCAAGACAACUGCAAGAACAAGUAAUACAUCUUACAUGCGUCCUAUAUGCCCAGAACGUUAUCUGUACAACGAUACUAACAAUGAGCUGUCUGAAUCAUCCUGUUCGAAGCCUAAAUAUUCUUUUGAAUUAACACAAGCAAAUGUACAAGACAUCAGUAGUAGUUGUUGUAAUCCUGCAGUUUCAUGUAAAAAUAUUGCAGAAAAAGAACAACACCGUAUUUCACAACCUUCACCUAUUCAAAAUCCUUCAUGUAUUAGCAGUAGUAAUAAUCAUCAACCGAUUAGGAUUGCUCCGACUACCUUUAAUCCACUUCAUGAAUCGUAUAAUUUCAAUAAAAAUUGUUGUAAAAUGCACAAUCGACCAGAAGCUUCUGAAUCAAUGCAUAUAAUGAAAUAUAACGAUUCGCUGAGAACUGUGAACCAAUCGUCUAAGUUACCAGUUAUGAGUACUUCACUGAUGAAUUUAGAUACAAAAUCAGAUGUUACUGUGUGUUGUCCUACAUCAAUUAGUCGAAAUACAAUUAAUCUCCUCCAUGGCGGUAAUUAUACUCAUCGUUCUAGUCCUACUGAUUGUUCUGUCAACUGUGAAACAGCUGAUCCAAUGGAUUGUAAUCAAGUGAAAGUAACACCUUCAAUAUCAUUCAGUGUAUUGACUAAUAAACUUGAUAGAACAAAAAUAGCAAAUACUGAAAAAGCACAAAAAUCGUACCUUGCUCAAGUGGAACGUAUCACUAAUAUGCUUGCAGAAACUCAAACUCUUCUCCAAGAACGUCCAUCUAAAUUAAACGAAUUAAUUAAUGGAAAUAACAACCACAGUAAUACUACUACUAAUAAUAAUAAUAAUGUUGCUAAAAACAACAACAGUGCUGUUAUCCUCAAAGCAUAA